CCCCUUUGUAUUACAGUUGUUGUUGCUGCUGCUGUCAACUGUUACAUGUUGAUUUGUUCAUGAAAGUGAAAAAGAUAUGUUUCGAGGAAAAGUGCAUCCUGAGCCAAAUCAGGAAAGGGGGAAAGAGGUAGCUCGCACACGUUUCAGUGGCAGACGUCGUCGUCCUAUUGAACAGGAAAAUGUUAGAGAGGAGACCAGCGCAUCUUUUCAAGGAAGUGUUCAUUCAGAUAUAGAGCAGGACAAUGAAUCUGAGGACGAAAGUUCACAAGAUGAAGACGGGAUAUCUACUGAAUCACAAGAUGAAAGCGAUUUUGCCGAUGGUAUUUCUAGCGAUGAUUCUUCUACAGAGUCUAAAUACUCCGAACAGCAAUUCGGCCAUAUUCUUGCCUUUUUCGUAUAA
Molecule: messenger RNA, 400 nt
Organism: Ruditapes philippinarum (Manila clam)
Lineage: Eukaryota; Metazoa; Mollusca; Bivalvia; Venerida; Veneridae
Exons: 6
Coding region: 77-400 (107 amino acids)
Source: RefSeq, a predicted model, not a curated record